This is a messenger RNA of Spirodela intermedia, 2568 nucleotides long. The record is from the annotation of a GenBank genome assembly. NCBI's taxonomy places the organism in Eukaryota, Viridiplantae, Streptophyta, Magnoliopsida, Alismatales, Araceae.
AUGGAUGCUAGGAGGCGGGAGAUCGUCCUGGUCCUGAGGCAGAGGCGCCGCUUCCUGCUUCUGAGCCGCUGCGCUGCCUCAUUGUUCUGCACCGCCGUAUCCCACAGCUCUGCUGCCUCUGAAGUCAAUCCCGCGCCGCUGAAAGGCCAGCCGCAGGCGCAGGACGACCGUGGUCUUAAGCAGAAGCUCUCCCGGCUUCUCUCCGGGCCUGGGCUCGACCAUGCUCUGUCCAGGGAGACCCUUGACCAGCUCUCCCCCGAUGAUUUCGAUCGCCUUCUCCGGGAAAUGGGAACGCAUGGGGUCGUCGAACCUAGGGCGGCCCUCGGGUUCUUCUCCUUCGCCUCCGACCGCUGUGGGUUUCAAUUUACUGUUGGCUCGUAUUGUUUCCUCGUCUGCGCCCUCAUCCGGGCGGACCUCGUCGCGCCCGCCAGAUUGCUGCUGAUACGCUUGAUCGGCGUGGGCGAGGACCUCCCAGUAACGUGCGCGGAUCCCCGCCGCCGGUUCCAAGAAAUUGUUCAGUUCUUCUGGACCACGGAGAAGAAGGACCGUGCAACGAUGUUUGGCCCUGUCGAUCUUCUGGUUCAUGUCUGCUGUACCCAGUUCAAGUCAGAUGGCCUCCGGCGCGCAUUUGAUGCGUUCAUGAUGUUGAUUGAACACGGCGUAUGUCCAUCCCUGAAGACCUGCAAUUAUCUUCUGGGCUUGUUGGCAAAGAUGGUAGGUGGUCAUGAAAAUGUUUGUUCUGUGUUUGAGGCAAUGAAGAAGUAUGUCUCCCCUGAUGUGUACUCAUAUACUCCGUUGAUAGAUGCGCUCUGCAAGGGAGGACUUGUAGAGGAGGCCACUCGGAUAUUCUCGGAGAUGGAGAGUUCCGGUGUUAAUCCAAACGUGGUUACUUACAACGCGCUUAUUGAUGGACUCUGCAAGAACAAGAUGUUAAGUGAUGCGUUCUGGUAUAAAGACAAAAUGGUGAACAGCGGAAUAAACCCGACUCUCAUUACAUACAGUAUUCUCAUCAACGGGCUUGCAAAGUUGGAGAAGUUCCAAGAAGCAAAUGUUCUCCUUCAUGAAAUGUUCGAGAGAGGGAUAUCCCCCAACGAGUAUGUUUAUAAUAGUUUGAUUGAUGGGUACUAUAGAAUUGGAAUGUGCCAAGAGGCACUAAAAUUAAGAGAUGGGAUGAAGUCCAGAGGGAUGAACCCAACCUGUGUCACGUACAACUCACUUUUGAAAGGUCUUUGCAGAACAAGGGAGAUGGAAAAAGCAGAGAGUCUUUUGGAGGAAAUGCUGGUGCAUGGAAUACCGAUAAACAUUGGCUCCUUCAAUUCAAUAAUCUCUUGGCUGUGUACAGUGAAACUGAAAUAUGACUCUGCACUCAGACUGUUUAGGGAGAUGGUGCUUAGGAAUUUGAGACCAAAUGACGGCGUUUUGACAAAGAUGGUGGAAGGACUAUGUAGAAGUGGUAAUUCUAGGGAAGCUAUUGAUGUCUGGUGGACGGUUUUAGAGAAAUGGCACGAUUUAAAAUUGUUUACUUUUAACGCAUUGGCACUUGGUCUUUGUGGUUCAGGGAACACGAAAGAGGCAGUUAGCCUUCUUGAUGAUAUCCUUGAGAAAGGAAUGACCGUAGAUUGGGUAGCUUAUGUUACGUUGAUCUCAGCAUGUUGCAACGAAGGUAAAAUGGAAGAAGCUUCUAGGCUCAGGGAGGACAAGGCCAAAAGAGGAAUCAACCCUGAUAUUUGCACAUUUAACUCGCAGUUACAUGUGCUAUGCAGUACGGGUAGAAUGGAAGAGGCGAUUAAGCUUUGGAACGAAGGUAGAAAAGAUGGCUUAAGACCUGAUACUUUUUCAUACAGUGCAAUCAUAGAUGGGUACGGUAAGUCCAAGGAGGUGGAUAAAGCAGAGAGGUUCUUCAAGGAGAUGGUAGGUGAGCAGCUUGAGGCCAAUGGCGUCAUAUAUAAUUGCCUUAUUGGGGGUUACUGUAGGGUUGGUAAAAUCUCUGAGGCUUCUAGACUAGUCUCUGAUAUGAGGAGCAAGGGUAUUUUACCUACGCAUGUGACAUACUCUACGCUUAUGCAUGGAUUUUGCAAUAUUGGCCAUGUAGAAGAGGCUAACAACCUUGUUAAUCAAAUGACAGACGAUGGCUUGAUACCUAAUGUCAUAUGUUAUACUAUCUUGAUUGGUGGAUAUUGUAAAGCAGGUCAAAUGGAAGAAGCAAUCACCGUCUUAGAGAACAUGCGAAAAAGGGGUUUAUCCCCCACCAAAGUCACUUACACUGUUUUGAUAGAUGGUUAUUGUAAAUUAGGUGAUGUUAGGCAAGCAGUAAAUAUUCUUCAUGAAAUGGUAAAUAGGGGCGUUUCUCCAGAUAUUGUCACUUUUAACACUUUGAUCUUGGGAUUUUGCAAAGAAGGGAAAAUGGAGGAGGCUUUUAGCAUUUGUGAACAGAUUUCUCAGUGGGGUAUUAUUUUGGAUGAAAUCACAUAUACCACACUAGUUGAUAGCCUAGUUAUUGCUGGAUGUCCAAAAGAAGCUAUCUCUGUCCUUGAAAAUGUGGUUAAGAAGGAUCCGAGGUCUGAAUGA